Messenger RNA from Ambispora leptoticha, 1561 nucleotides. NCBI's taxonomy places the organism in Eukaryota, Fungi, Glomeromycota, Glomeromycetes, Archaeosporales, Ambisporaceae. The record is from the annotation of a GenBank genome assembly.
AUGGCGAGUAAUUCUACAAUAAUUGACGCGAAAAACGAACAAGCGGAAAUAGCCACUAUUUCCCCCUCUAAAACCUCUUCCGCCUCUACCUCUUCCUUUACCACAACCAAUUAUAAAGAUAAUAAUGACACCAUUUCUAAAGAAACGUCAAAUUCUCCCUUGUCUACUUACUCAUUUCAAGUUUCAAAGAAAAAACGAGGUAGAAAGAAGAAAGUAAAGAGUGAAGAGUCUGACUUUGAGCCUCCAAAGAAAAAGCGAGGUAGAAAGAAGAAAGUAGAAAAUGAAGAGUCUGACUUUGAGCCACCAAAGAAAAAGCGAGGUAGAAAGAAGAAAGUAACGAAUGAAGGAGAGUCGAAUUCUGAGCUACCAAAGAAAAAACGAGGUAGAAAGAAGAAAGUAGAGGGAACGUCACAAGAUAAGUCAAUUGUAAAAUGGAUCAAUGGAAUAUUCAAAGAUUUGAGAAUCUUUAUAGUGCCACAAAAUAUUGACAGAGUGAGAUUGGAACUUUUGAAAACGAGAAUCAAGGAAAGAGGGGGAUCGGUAUUGGAAGUAUUCAUUAUUCAUGAUGUGACCCAUAUCAUUACGGAGUUGAAGGGGAAGAAAUUAAUUCAUGCUUUGAAUAUCAAUAAAAUGGACGAAUUAUUGCAGUUGUCAACGCGAAUUGGAUUUCGGAUUCAAUCAUGGUAUUUGUUACUUGUCGGUUCUGCGACUGUUUGUAUUAUUUUGACCAAAUACAUUAUUGGACUAACUAUCAGUGAACAGUAUGACAGGCUUGUAGAGAUUGAUAAUUAUGUUGUCCAUUUAAAUGGCACAAAAUCACACGAAGCUGUCAUCAGUCGAAAACUCGAUGAAAAAGACGCGACUACAGCAACUACUUAUACUACCACCAACAACGAUGAAACAUCCGCAAAAAAUUAUAGUUGCUGUUCAGAUUCCGAAAUAAGUUUUUUGAACAUUACCAAGACUUCUUAUAAUAACGACGAUAACAAAUUGGUAAACGCUUCCCAAGAUCCCUUAAAGGAGAUUAUUGCAGAAGCGAGGCAUCUUACUGAAGAGGGAAUCUAUUCGGAUGAAGAAGAUGAAGCUUAUGAUCAAGAAGAGUCGAGUGUAUCAAGCUCAUCUGCCCGACCUUUAGAUUCAGCAAAUGAAGAGAAAACGUUGGGAUCACAUGUUAAUGUUAAUAAUAUUCCUCCGAAAAAUCCAGUUUCACCAAUAAGUAAAACAGGCGAGGGAGAAAUUUUCCGCUUAAAAACAAUACACACAUAUGGAGAAAUUGACGAAAAUCCGAAUAAAUUAAUUAUCGAUAAGCUUAAUUUGAUAUUGGAGUACUAUCAGAAAACAAGCAAAGAUCAAUGGCGAAUUUUGGCUUAUCGUAAAGCUAUAUCUGCAUUGAAAAAACAGGAAAAACCUAUAACUACUUUUGAGGAAGCUAAAAAAAUUCCUGGGAUUGGAGAUUGCACUGCAAAGAAAAUCGCGGAAAUUAUUGAAACAGGUCAUCUCAAAAGGUUAGAUAAUUUUGGAGAAGCUGAACCUGUCUUGACGAUGUUUACGAAAAUUCACG